AUGCGUUGGGCCGAAUUCCAGAGCCUCGCGCCAUCGGCCACUAGACCAGCUUGGCAGGCCUUUGCAGUCCCUGUCCCUCCCUCCAGCCCCUUGCUGCUUUGCGUUCUUGGGCGACCUCGCCGCUCGGAUCUUUGCCGAUCCAGCCUCUGCGAGGACAAGCAGCACACCGUUGUCGCUGUGGAAUGCAAAUGUCUUAAGCCACCUGAGAAAAAGAGGCAGGAUACGUCGUACACGCAGUACGCACUCUGCGCGUGGCACGCAGCCAGCCCCUGGGUACGGACCAAAACGGCAUAG
Sporothrix schenckii 1099-18 is the source of this 294-nucleotide messenger RNA. RefSeq lists its product as uncharacterized. The record is from RefSeq and is a predicted model, not a curated record. NCBI's taxonomy places the organism in Eukaryota, Fungi, Ascomycota, Sordariomycetes, Ophiostomatales, Ophiostomataceae. Bases 1 to 294 code for a protein of 97 amino acids. The transcript has a single exon.